AGGGCUGGCAGGUGCUGGCAAAGCCUAGAAUUGGGAGGGAAGGUGGAGGAUGGCACAGUUUCUCAGCAUAGGAAAUACUUCCCGACAAGAGGAACUGUUGUAGGUCAAACCACGCAGGAGGAAGGGGAAACGGACGGCUCCCCCAAAGUCCGCUCCCCUUUUUCGGUGGGCCAGGCGUCCGGGACCCUGCAGUGAUCCGGCGCGGGGAGUUGGCGACCCCCUCCUGCCUCCUGGCAGGAGGCUAAUCUGCGCCGGUAGGGGGCGUGACCGUGGGAAAUUUAACUUUGGCGCGGCCGCAGGGCGACGCUGGAUCCUUGCCCUUCAUCGCUGGAUCCUGCGCGGUGAUCUUCUCUUGCAACCUUUGGACUGAGCCUUUUGGCUUUGCGUCGGAUCCAGCAGCCCGGAGUUCCCUGCCUGCGCAGCCUCUCCCCUCCGUCUCCCGCUUGGAGCAUCCACGCGCGUCGAGUCCAGCCUACAAUCCAGGCAGGAGCGCGCAGCUGAAGUUCCCACGGUGGCUCAUUUUGGUUUUCCUUCAAGUUCAAAACUCUGUAGUGAGUAGACGAUGUGGAAAGUGCCUACCUGCAUACUGAAAUUAAUCAAGUUGACUUCAAACUACAAACUCUGGGCUGUGUGCAUCAUCGUCUUUAAGUUCAUGUCCUUCAUCUGUAUCAUGUUCUACUGGAGAAUCACCCAGGAUGCCCAAGACAAGAGACAGCACUACAGUUUGCCUACAGAGGUUAAGUGUCCUCCUCUUCCCACUCCUUCAUCCAGAUGGCCUCCUUCAUCACACAAAGACAUAUACUUUGUAGAAACAUCGGAACGAACGAAUCCAAACUUCCUGUUUAUGUGUUCUGUUGAAUCAGCAGCCAGGGUUCACCCUGAGUCCAGAAUCAUUGUUCUUAUGAAGGGUUUAGCAAGCUACAAUAAGACUUUGCCCAAACAUGUGGCCUUCUCCUUGCUUAGCUGUUUCCCCAACAUUGAAUUCAAACAUUUGGACUUGAUUAACCUUUUCUCUAACACCCCCCUCGCUGGCUGGUACUCAGUGGCUCAGCAGAGGUGGGAGCCUUAUUUCUUGCCCAUCCUUUCUGAUGCAUGCCGAAUCACCAUCAUGUGGAAGCUUGGUGGCAUCUAUUUAGACACAGACUUCAUAGUCCUCAAGAACUUAAAUAACCUCACCAAUGUGCUUGGUACGCAGUCCAAAUAUGUACUUAAUGGUGCCUUUCUCUCGUUUGAGCCCAAACACAAGUUUAUAGAGCUUUGCAUGCAGGACUUUGUGGUGGACUACAACCGCUGGAUCUGGGGGCACCAGGGUCCUCAGCUCUUGACACGCAUUUUUAAGAGGUGGUGCUCCAUCCAUAGCCUCCGAAGCAGCAAAAGCUGUAAGGGUGUUACUGCUGUCCCACAAGAUGCCUUUUAUCCCAUUCGCUGGCAGGAUUGGAAGAAGUACUUUGAAGCAAUUAAUGCUUCAGAACUUCCCAUACUGUUUAGAAACACCUAUGCAGUGCAUGUCUGGAAUAAGAAAAGUCAAGGGACACAUCUUGCGAUCACCUCUAAAACCUUGCUAGCUCAGCUGCAAUCCCACUAUUGUCCUUCCACAUACAGGCUCAUGAAGAUCUCAUUCUGAAGGGGCAGGGCCUAGCAGCAGCCUGCUGUUGAUACAAACGCAAAUCAGCCAAGCUGUUCAGCCCUGGCAGGUAAUCACCAUUGUCUAUCACCAUUUGACAAUGGUAGCCCCACGGAGCAGUAGAGUUGCUGGCUCAACAUUUCAAAGAGCAGCUGAAUGGCUGUGGGUUCCAGCAGGCUUGGGAGUUCAGAAAAGAAUACAGUGGUACCUCAGGUUAAGUACUUAAUUGGUUCCGGAAGUGCGUUCUUAACCUGAAGCGGACUUUCCCAUUGAAAGUAAU
Molecule: messenger RNA, 1904 nt
Organism: Podarcis muralis (Common wall lizard)
Lineage: Eukaryota; Metazoa; Chordata; Lepidosauria; Squamata; Lacertidae
Gene: A4GALT
Product: alpha 1,4-galactosyltransferase (P1PK blood group)
Biological process (GO): glycosphingolipid biosynthetic process
Molecular function (GO): galactosyltransferase activity
Source: RefSeq, a predicted model, not a curated record